GUUUAUGAACAACCUUGAUCACAAAGCUCAGAGAUUGAAAACAAAAAUAAAUUUGAGGGGCUGUUACAUUUUUUUGUUUUUUUUUUUCGCAGGAUUUUUGCAAGGCCACAUAUAGGAUUUUCAUCUGCUUCAGGAAGGUGGUCUCGCGGUGACGCCAUGCCGUGUGACGUCACCUCGGCGCCGCUGCUGGAGCGGUCCGAUGACGAGCCGGAGCCGCCGGCGCGGCCGGCCACCCCGCCGCCGGCCGCCGGCACCUCCUGGCCGGCCGCCGUGUUCCUCAUAGUGAACGCGGCGCUGGGCGCCGGGCUGCUCAACUUUCCGCAGGCGUACGACCAGGCCGGCGGGCUGGCGGUGGCGCUCUCCGUGCAGGCCACGCUGCUGGUGUUUAUCGUGGCGGCGCUGCUCGUGCUGGCCGUGUGCUCGGACCACGCCGGCGCCGCCACCUACCAGGACGCGGUGCACGGCCUGCUGGGCGCGCCCGGCCUCUGGGCCUGCUCGGCGGCCAUCGCGCUCUACUGCUACGGCACCUGCGUCACCUUCCUCAUCGUGAUCCGAGACCAGUCGGACGUGGUGUUCUCGUCGCUGGCCGGACCUCAGUUCUGUAAGACCUGGUACAUGAGCCACCUCUUCACCAUGCCUGUCACCGUGGCUCUGUUCGUGCUGCCACUCUGCUUCUCAAAAAGGAUCGACUUCCUGAAAUGGGCGAGCGCGGUGGGCGUGGCGGCGAUAUUCUACCUGGACGGACUCAUCACUGUGAAAUACUUCACGGGCGGGUUCGAGCCGGGUCCCAUCAAACACCGACCGGACACGUGGACGGACGUGUUCCUCGUGAUGCCCACCAUCUGUUUCGGCUACCAGUGUCACGUGUCGGUGGUGCCCAUCUACUCGUGUCUGCGCGUGCGGACGCCGACCACGUUCCUGCGCUCCGCUCUGACGGCCAUCGCGGUGUGCGUAGCCACGUACACAGUGGCGGGCACCUUUGGCUACCUGACAUUCGGCGGCCGCGUCACCAGCGACGUACUCAUGUCGUACAACGCGCGCGACCCGUGGGUCAUGGCCGGCAUCGUCGCCAUCGCCGUCAAGACGUACACCACGUACCCGAUCCUGCUGUUCUGCGGCCGGGAGGCCGUGGUCCGGCUGUGGGUGGCCGGUCGCGGCCUGGACGAGUCGGCGGCCGCCACCGGUGAGCUGCCCCGCCGCUGUGUGGUGGCCACCCUCUGGCUCGUCUCCUCGGUGCUGCUGGCUCUGGUGACACCCAGCAUUGGCGCCGUGAUUCAACUACUCGGCAGUCUGGCAGCGCUCUUCAUCUUCGUCUUCCCAGGGCUGUGCCUGCUGCGCCUGGUGCUGGAGAAGGACCCGGAGUUGCUGCUGCGCAAGGACCGCUGGCUGACCGCGUUCGCCGUGGCGCUCACCUCCGUGGGGGCGUUCGUGUUCGGUCUAGUGCUGACCCAGGCGCUGGAGGAGGACAUCGAGCACCUGGGGCCGCCCAUCACCGACCUGUGCGUGGUGAACCGCGUCACCAGCCAGCUCAUGAUGCACGGGUGAUGCGCUGACCGCUGCGGGGACUGAUAUUUACUGACUUGUCGUUCAGCCUAUGAUGCACGGAUGGUACGACGGUCGUCGCGGGCUGAUGUUUACUGACCUGUGUGUUUGCAUUGGGGGAAGGGGACACCUCAUACGUGCACUUGUACUCGAAUGUGUAGCGAUCGUGCGAAAACACCAUGUUAUUAUGAAGUCAUCAGACAACUUUCCGAUCUGUCGAACCAGCUAAACUGACUCGUUUAUUGUAGCGUGCUUUUGCCGUGAUUAUUGUAUGUUCGACCUCCGGAGCGUAUACCGAGUGUUACAUUCAUUCUAGGCUGUGUGUAGUGUUUUGUUGUGAGUUUUGUGGCUGAUACAUUGAAAUCCUACUUGUGCUUUAGGUUUUGUAUCGAUCGGUUACAUCAUAUUGGUCUCAUGUCUUAUCUGCCGAUGCACCACAUUCUUACAAUUAUCAUUUAAGAGAGGCACAUUAGUCAUUAUUUAGCUGUGGUGCGGAUUCAACCUCAACGUUCUUGCCUUUUUUAGCGUUUAGUUGAUUAGCUUGUUGGAAGGAAAAUUCGCCGACUUUCAAAGUUAGGUACCCUUUUUGGGAAAUAGGUUUCGGUGACUAGUGACUACGAAUUUUCCCCGACAACGAUUGGCAUAAUAAUUCAUUGAAAACAAUAAAUGGACAUCCCGCUGAAUGCAACGUGUUCUCGAGGUGCUGUUCGGUGAAUGUUUUAGGAUAAACAUUGACUUGUGGUCUCCAAUGAGUGCAGAUGUUCUAUAAGUAUAUGCUGACGACAUUUUUUAGAUGACCAAGCCAUUUUGCAGUGACACCAUUGCAAGUGUUCUUGAAUCGAGCAUGAGCAGAUCUUCGCAGACUGGAUAAGCCUCGCCGUGGGGUCUCGUAACUAUGUACCGUUCUCCUUUUCAGGAUUCGUAUGCUUUGUUAAUCGUGGGUUCACCGGCAUGCAGAUUUUUGCCAAGCUGCCGGACGGCGGCACGGAGCCGCCCUCCUGGGCGCUGGUGGAGCUGCAGGGCGACCUCGAGUCGCGGUCGGCCACCUCGCUGGCCGGCCAGCUGAUCGGCGACCUGCACUUCACGCGACAGGGCGCACCCGUGCUCAUCGUCGGCCACCACAUCCUCUGGGGCAAGGUGACCGCCCUCGAGAAGCCGCUGCUGGUCAUGCGCAAACGGGAUGACCUGACGCCUGCCGCGGCAGAAUCAGACGCCAUGGAAACGGAUGCUGAGCCGGAGAGCCGCUACCACGUGCAGGCCAUCGUCCGAAACAAGAUCCUGUUCAAGAGUCGACCCAAACCCAUCAUCGCUAACGUGCCAAAGAAGAUCUGACACGGGCCCGUCCGUCCAUGUGAGUGUCGCUGACGCUGAUCACGCGUCCGUCUGACGGCCGCCGCGGCCGGGACGGCCGAUAGCGACGUCUGCCCGGUGCUGACGGUGUCGCCCGGCGCGGCGGUGUCGGGACGGCGGCCAAGGUAUGCGCGCCGCCGGCCGGGUCGGGGUCGUCUAUCUCUGGCCGGUCCCGUGCCGCGCUGGCCGCCGGCCAACGCCAUCCGGCCAGCCAAACGUCACCGCACGCGCGCGCGACCCCGCUCAGCCGCCAGCCGGCCCCUCGGGGACUGAGUGACCCGGCAAAUGGGGGUGGAACAGACUGCUGGGAGAUAAGAGGGGUUUCGUCUGCGGCAGAACCGCGGUCGAUCCAGCGCAUAUUUUUAGGCAUUUAGAAGGACGCUUCAUUUCAUUGAGCUCCGUGAAUUAGUCGUCAUCACAGAUUCACAAUCGUUACUGUUGCUGAUCAUUUUGCCUGAUGAUGAGUACGUACUGGAUGAUUCAUAUGAGGAAGGAUAUGAUGCCUGAAAGUCGUAUCUUGCCCAGGGUGUCGUCAGGACGCAGCGCAUGUAUUGUUCAUAUGACGUUAUUUCUAAUAAAAUAUAAAUAUCCUUAA
This is a messenger RNA of Amphibalanus amphitrite, 3487 nucleotides long. RefSeq names its product putative sodium-coupled neutral amino acid transporter 7. The coding region runs from base 157 to 1545 and encodes 462 amino acids. Lineage: Eukaryota; Metazoa; Arthropoda; Thecostraca; Balanomorpha; Balanidae. The record is from RefSeq and is a predicted model, not a curated record. Gene Ontology annotation, molecular function: amino acid transmembrane transporter activity. Gene Ontology annotation, biological process: amino acid transmembrane transport. The transcript is spliced from 4 exons.